ACAAGGCGGUCGCAGAGCGAGAGUUCAGGAGGGCUCGGAGCUACAUGGUCCAUGUCACCCUGGAUCCAGAUUACAAACACCCCGAACUCACCGCGUCUGCAGAUGGCAGAACAGUCCAGCACAACCCCCCAGCCCUAGGGCCGGCUGCCCCCUCUGGGGCUCUGAUCGCCAUGGGGAGGGAGGGGUUUGUGGCCAGGAAGGAUCACAGUGGCGGUGGUGGAAUUUGCAGGGGGUACUGGGAGGUGGAGGUGGGGGGCAGCCGGGACUGGGAGCUGGGGGUGCUGAGUGAGUCUGUGAGGGACAGAGUGAGACAGGAGAGGCUGGAGAGACUCCCUGAGGCGGGGUGCUGGGCUCUGGGGAGAUCUGGGGAGCAGUAUCACCCCAGUGAGGCCGACACUGUGAUCCAGAAGUGGGAUGGGAAGCUGACAGUGGUUGGGGUGUAUCUAGAUCUAGAAGGGGGGAGUCUCUCGUUUUAUAGUGUCAGUGCAAUGGCCCUUAUCCUGGAGAUUCCUGUGGAAGCUUCUGAGAGAUUGUUCCCGUUCCUCAGCCCUGGUCAUGCUGCAGGGAGGGACCAGGGGAAACCCCUCAGCAUCUGCCCCCCCAGCGACUGGGAUUUCCACCAGGAAUUAAUGGUUAUUGGGUCUGUUAGUCAGGGAGAUCCAGGGGCAGGAAACAAGACAGGGCCACCUGCAACAGGAGAAACAGCCCCAGCCCCUGGAGACAAGCAAGAGAAAGAAAACAGCGCAGGGCAAACUAUGAUAGAAACUGCCCGAAAGCUCCUGACCACCAGCUGGUUCUCCAAGUAGUGAAAGGGGCAUAAAACAGAGCAGGAGCAUCCACAACUGGAAACAACCCCCAAAGAGAAGGGGGAAAAGAAACAUCAAAAUCCUGAGGUCUGA
Messenger RNA from Terrapene triunguis (Three-toed box turtle), 899 nucleotides. Its product is annotated as E3 ubiquitin-protein ligase TRIM39-like. The transcript is spliced from 3 exons. Gene Ontology annotation, molecular function: protein binding. The annotation marks the transcript as partial. The record is from RefSeq and is a predicted model, not a curated record. Lineage: Eukaryota; Metazoa; Chordata; Testudines; Emydidae.